AUCGGAGAAACCCCGAGCCGGGUCGGCGGAGCAGUCACCGUCGGAAUCCCGCGCGGCGGUCAGCGGCCGCCGAGAUCUGCAGGGUGAGGUGGAACCAUUCUGGCUUAAGUACAGAUGCCAAGUGUGUGUGACCUGUGCUCUCUUCUAGGCUACAUGUCUCCCUGAAGGACAAGAACGAUGUUAUGUUGGGGGUAUUGGUCUCUGGGCCAGCCUGGGAUGAGCCCUAACCUGCAGGGGAUUGUGGCCGAGCCACAGCUGUGUGGAUUUACGUCCGACAGACGCGUCAAGGAAGUGGCCUGCGGAGGCAGCCACUCCGUGUUCCUGCUGGAGGAUGGGGAAGUUUACACGUGCGGUUUGAACACCAAGGGGCAGCUGGGCCACGAGAGGGAAGGAAACAAGCCAGAGCAAAUUGGAGCUUUGGCAGAUCAGCAUAUUGUCCACGUGGCGUGUGGCGAGUCCCACAGUCUGGCCCUCAGUGACCGGGGCCAGCUGUUUUCUUGGGGUGCAGGGAGCGAUGGUCAACUAGGACUCGUGACUACCGAGGACUCUGUGGUAGUACCCAGGUUAAUACAAAAGCUGAACCAGCAGACAAUAUUACAAGUUUCCUGCGGCAACUGGCAUUGCUUGGCUCUUGCAGCUGAUGGGCAGUUCUUCACGUGGGGGAAGAACAGCCAUGGGCAGCUGGGCCUGGGGAAGGAGUUCCCCUCCCAAGCCAGCCCGCAGAGGGUGAGGUCCCUGGAGGGGAUCCCGCUGGCACAGGUGACUGCAGGAGGGGCCCACAGCUUUGCCCUGUCUCUCUCGGGAGCCGUGUUUGGCUGGGGGAUGAAUAACGCGGGGCAGCUCGGGCUCAGUGAUGAGAAAGAUCGAGAGUCUCCUUGCCAUGUGAAGCUGCUACGAACACAGAAGGUCGUCUAUAUCAGUUGCGGAGAAGAGCAUACGGCAGUUCUCACAAAAAGUGGAGGUGUGUUUACCUUUGGUGCUGGUUCCUGUGGGCAACUUGGACAUGAUUCCAUGAAUGAUGAGGUUAAUCCCAGAAGAGUCCUGGAGCUGAUGGGCAGUGAAGUCACUCAGAUUGCCUGUGGCAGACAACACACCCUAGCCUUUGUGCCUUCUUCUGGACUCAUCUAUGCGUUUGGUUGUGGAGCAAGAGGUCAAUUAGGAACUGGACACACUUGUAAUGUCAAGUGCCCAUCACCUGUGAAAGGUUACUGGGCCGCCCAUAGUGGCCAGCUUUCAGCCAGAGCUGAUCGCUUUAAAUAUCAUAUUGUUAAGCAGAUCUUCUCUGGAGGAGACCAGACUUUUGUACUUUGCUCCAAAUAUGAGAAUUCUUCUCCUGCUGUUGACUUCAGGAUGAUGAACCAAGCCCAUUACACCAGUUUAAUAAAUGAUGAAACCAUAGCAGUUUGGAGACAAAAACUCUCAGAACACAACAACGCAAAUACAAUCAACGGUGUCAUUCAGAUAUUAUCUUCUGCAGCCUGUUGGAAUGGAAGUUUUCUUGAGAAAAAGAUUGAUGAGCAUUUUAAAACAAGUCCCAAAAUCCCUGGGAUUGACCUGAACUCAACUAGAGUGUUAUUUGAGAAGUUAAUGAACUCUCAGCACUCCCUGAUUCUAGAACAGAUCUUAAAUAGCUUUGAAAGUUGCCUGAUUCCUCAGUUGUCAAGUUCACCACCAGAUGUUGAAGCAAUGAGAAUCUACUUAAUACUACCCGAGUUUCCCCUGCUCCAGGAUUCUAAGUAUUACAUAACGUUGACUAUUCCCCUGGCUAUGGCCAUUCUGCGGCUGGAUACAAACCCCAGCAAAGUCUUAGAUAACUGGUGGUCUCAGGUAUGCCCGAGAUACUUCACGAAGCUGGUAAACCUCUAUAAGGUGCAGUCGGUUUAUCUACUGAGAGGAAGAAAGACAUUCUUAAUUCCUGUACUGUUUAACAAUUAUGUUACAGCAGCGCUCAAGCUCUUGGAGAAGUUAUACAAGGUAAAUCUUAAAGUGACGCAUGUGGAAUAUGAUACAUUUUAUAUUCCUGAAAUUUCCAGUCUUGUGGACAUUCAGGAAGACUACCUCAUGUGGUUCUUACAUCAAGCAGGCAUGAAGGCUAGACCAUCUAUAAUGCAGGAUGCUGUAACACUUUGUUCCUACCCUUUCAUCUUUGAUGCCCAAGCUAAGACCAAAAUGUUGCAGACCGACGCUGAGCUGCAGAUGCAGGUGGCGGUCAACGGGGCCAACCUGCAGAACGUCUUCAUGCUUCUCACCCUGGAGCCUCUGCUGGCCAGAAGCCCCUUCCUGGUCCUUCACAUUCGCCGGAGCAACCUUGUCGGCGACGCCCUGAGAGAGCUGAGCAUUCAUUCUGAUAUUGAUUUGAAAAAGCCUCUCAAAGUCAUUUUUGAUGGUGAAGAAGCAGUGGAUGCUGGUGGUGUCACAAAGGAGUUCUUUCUUUUACUAUUAAAAGAAUUGUUGAAUCCCAUCUAUGGAAUGUUUACCUACUAUCAGGAUUCAAAUCUCUUGUGGUUUUCAGAUAAGUGUUUUGUAGAGCACAACUGGUUUCACUUGAUUGGCAUAACCUGCGGACUCGCCACCUACAACUCCACCGUGGUGGACCUGCACUUCCCGUUGGCUCUCUAUAAGAAGCUACUGAACGUGAAGCCUGGCCUGGAGGACUUGAAGGAGCUGUCACCCACGGAAGGAAGGAGUCUUCAAGAACUUUUAGAUUACCCUGGGGAAGAUAUUGAGGAGACUUUCUGCCUCAACUUCACGAUUUGUCGAGAAAGCUAUGGCGUGAUUGAACAGAAGAAGCUGAUACCUGGGGGAGACAAAGUGGCUGUGUGCAAGGAGAACAGGCAGGAAUUUGUGGAUGCUUAUGUGAAUUACGUCUUCCAAAUCUCAGUGCAUGAGUGGUACACAGCCUUCUCCAGCGGCUUCCUAAAGGUGUGCGGUGGCAAAGUGCUUGAGCUCUUCCAGCCUCCAGAGCUGAGGGCCAUGAUGGUGGGGAGCAGCAGCUACAGCUGGGAAGAGCUGGAGGAGACUGCCAUCUACAAGGGCGAUUACUCAGCUACACAUCCCACUGUGAAACUAUUCUGGGAAACAUUUCAUGAGUUCCCAUUGGAAAAGAAGAAGAAGUUUCUCUUGUUCCUGACAGGCAGCGACCGCAUCCCCAUCUACGGCAUGGCCAGCCUGCAGAUCGUCAUCCAGCCCACAGCCAGUGGGGAGGAGUACUUGCCCGUGGCCCACACCUGCUACAACCUUCUGGACCUCCCCAAGUACAGCAGCAAAGAGGUCCUGUGUGCACGGCUGACCCAGGCCCUUGACAACUACGAGGGGUUCAGUUUGGCCUGAGGCUCCCCAGCUUGCCCCAGAUUCCCCUUCCUUCCUCCACGUCCACGUUGAGGCCCAUACAGAAAAUCAUGGGGAGUGAGUUCUGGUUUUUUUAAUUGUAUAAGUGGGUUGGAACUUUUGAAUCCUGAACCCGGUUGAUGCAUUUCUGGGGUGGUAAGCAGUGACCUUUUUGAAAAAUCAGGGGUUAGGAAUGGGGUGAAAAACUGGCCCUUGUCUGGGAAGCGAUUUUGUCUCUAAACCCAGUUCCCCGUUGUUCUGUGCACUUGUGACUAUGUUGUACUCUGCUGGAUAAAAGGGCAGUGGAUUUUUAAACUUGCAUCCCCCAGGUGUCUCUCUCAGCCCUGAUCUUUCCUCAUGACGCUUCCUUGUCUUCCUAACUUCUCAUUCCUCUGCAAGAAUGAUUUGACUGACCUGUCCUUUCUCACCUGCACAUGCAGAACAUCUCCUUUCUCUGCAGCCUUGGAAAUGCUCCUGGCUUGUUGCCGUCCAACCCUAAGGGCUGAGAAGGAAAGGAUUACUUCAGAAAUUCCCAAGCCCAACAAGCUGAAUCUGGGUCCGUGACUUUGGCGGAACUCUUGCGAAUUUAUGGGAGCCUUUCAUAAACCUGCCUUGCCUAAGAAAACAGUUCUUGAGGGACUGGCCAUCUCCCUGUGGCUCUGCCUAUUCCCGGCCCUCCUCAAAGGGGUGCAGAGCCGCUUGGCUUCGCAGCUGAGCCGAAUUCUGUCGGGUGGACCCGCCAAGCCCUUUUGACAACAAGAUGAGGUAACAGGCCCUCCCCCUCUUGCAUCAUUUUGCUUUUGGAGCAGGUUGCAUUAAUUUUCUAGGGAGUAUUUUCUCCCAGAAAAGUAGAACUAAUAAAUUUCUUAUCCUUUUCCCUAUCACUUUCUGCCUCUACCACUUCAUCUCUCCUCCCCACCCUCCUACUUUUCUCUUCACUUCAUGCCAUUCUUUGUUACCUGACUGAACGUCCCUUCCUCUCCUCUCCUCCUAGUGGAUGCAUGCAGUCUAUUUUAGUUUUCUAUUUAAAUUGCAAAAUUUCUACUCAGAUUUUUUUUUUUUUUCCUCUUCCCUAACUAACUGCUAAGACUUAAGGACAUUCUUUAUUAUGGAACUUUUGUUUAUUGCAUUUGAAAUGUGUGUUUACAGUGGGAUUUCAGGAGGGAUUGUGUUUGAAGCAAAUACAUGUAUUUCAAAAAUCAUGACACACUCAACCUUCUUCAUCCUGGGAUAAGAAAAUUCUACGUGAGCAAAGAAUCCAUGUCAGCCUAAUUUUAAAUUCCUAGUCACUAGAGAAAAGACUUAUUUAUAUAAAAUGAAGUAUUUAUGAACCGUGAGACAGCAUCAAAUCUCAAUGAAGGAUUGUAGAUUUUUUGCUUUUUGUUUUUAAAACUUAUUCCAAUUGCUGAAUUGGUAGUUUUUCAGUCUUUAUAAUACAAGAUUAAAAAAAGAUAUACAGUUAUAUGAAACGUUUAUUUUCUAUGUGUGUGCAUAUAGUUCAAUAUUAUGCAAUAAAUUUGCUGUUUUAACGUAA
This is a messenger RNA of Balaenoptera musculus (blue whale), 4861 nucleotides long. It is a transcript of the gene HERC3, whose product is annotated as HECT and RLD domain containing E3 ubiquitin protein ligase 3. The record is from RefSeq and is a predicted model, not a curated record. Gene Ontology annotation, molecular function: ubiquitin-protein transferase activity. NCBI's taxonomy places the organism in Eukaryota, Metazoa, Chordata, Mammalia, Artiodactyla, Balaenopteridae.